Hydra vulgaris (swiftwater hydra) is the source of this 1322-nucleotide messenger RNA. RefSeq lists its product as uncharacterized. NCBI's taxonomy places the organism in Eukaryota, Metazoa, Cnidaria, Hydrozoa, Anthoathecata, Hydridae. The record is from RefSeq and is a predicted model, not a curated record.
AAUAAGGAAAAAACUAUCUAAAAGGUCAUUAAAAUGAUAGUAAUAAAAAUAAUAACGCAGAAGAAUAAUAAAAUUUAGUUUCGAAAUUAAUAAAUUUCUAAGGUUGAGCACUUUUAGAGAAAUUCUAUAAAACUAAUCGACAUAAAUUAUGAAAAAAGAGUUAACAGAAUAUUGUUUCGAUAACAGCAGUUAGCAGAAUAUUGUUUCGAUAACACGAAACUAGAUUCUGUUAACUGAAAAGAAGAAGUCAUUAAAAAUUCGUUUCUUAUAAGUAAAUUUAUAAAAUUUUCUUGGGAAAAUUUAGUAGGUAACUACCUAUAUUCACCAAUAUUAUAUAAAAGGAGUAGAAAAAAAGAAAAGAAAUGAAAAACUUUGGAAAAAGUAUACCUGUUUGCGCUCUAAAACAAAACAAGGAUGAUAAAAGCCAUGGUUAUAAGCUUUAUUUUAGUAACAUUGACUAUGAUACUGAUUGAGGCUAAAUCUGUAAUAUCGGAUCAAAGUAAAGAUUCGCUUUUUACAAACCCACUGAAUGAAAAACUUGUAUCAAAAUGUGAAAAAAAAUCAUGCACUGAAGCAAUAAGGAAAUUCAAUAGUUUAACAGAAGAUCUGAUUAUGGAUAGGUAUCAUCUGGUGCUCGUUCAUCGUCUAAAAUGUUUACUGGUAUUACGUUUAACCAAACACGACUCGACCUCAAAUGAUUCUGCUUGCUCUUAUCAUACUACGGAAGGUUUCAUUAAAAGUCCAGAUGUAAAAUUGCUAACUUCGGAUUUUGCAGCCCUUCGGCUUUAUGAAAAUUUGUUAGAUAAGAUUCUUGGAGAACUCUACAUUGUAAUGAAACUUGAAGCAAAUAUUGACUCUGGUCAAAAUUUUUUGGUGUCGAUGUUACAAUUAUGCAACAGCGUAAAAUCGCUUUACAUGCGAAUUAAAAGUAUCGUAGAGAUAUAUUCUGAAUGUAAUUGCGAGACAUUUGAGAAAACUAAGGAAUUGUAUAUUCAAACCUACGAUGUCUUGACAAAAAAAUACGACCACUCUAAAAGCAUGUUGAUUAUUCUCAAACAGCUUGAAAUUUUGAAGAAAAUAUUUAAAGAAGAUUUUUGGGAAAGAAAGAAAAAGUAUGUCUUAUGUGACACUUGAAUUUUUCAACUUCAAUUUGAUAACAUUAUUUGGUAUUGUUCUAAACGGUUACAAAGCAGUAUGACGUUUUUCAUGCGGGAUUUAGAGUGUACUGGAUAUAGUAUUUUAAAAAAACUUUUAAUUAUGACCAUAAUAUUUUUUUUUGUAAAUAUCUCUCAAUGAUACUUAAGUUUUGAAAAUAAAAUAAA